Molecule: messenger RNA, 3618 nt
Organism: Neltuma alba
Lineage: Eukaryota; Viridiplantae; Streptophyta; Magnoliopsida; Fabales; Fabaceae
Product: protein argonaute 1-like
Exons: 22
Coding region: 228-3377 (1049 amino acids)
Molecular function (GO): RNA binding; protein binding
Source: RefSeq, a predicted model, not a curated record
UAGUGGCAUUUUCAGCGUUUUCUGAUCAAGGCCCUUCAUUUUCUUCCCUUUCCAUGUGUGCGUGACUGCCAAACGGAGGGAGAGUGGUGGCCUGGGCCUGCGUUUUUCUUACCGUACCAAUAGCGUCUUCCGUGUUUUGCUCUUCUUCUGCACUACUUGCUACACCGGGCCUUUGCGGAUUUCCGGAUACCUAGAGGAAACGGUUGUUUCUGUCUGCUGUGCUCAUCAUGGUAAGAAAAAGGAGAACUGAAGUGCCUAGUGGAGGUGAAAGCUCUGAGGCGCAGCAGAGUGGGGAAACUAGUCGAGGACCUCAACAACAUGUUGAAAGAAGUGCUCCAUCCCCACAGCAGGCCACAGGAGGGGGAGGAUCCCAAGGAGGUAGAGGUUGGGGUCCUCAAGGAGGACGGGGAGGUUAUAGUGGGGGCCGGGGUCGUGGAAUGCCCCAACAGCAGUACGGUGCUCCCCCUGAAUAUCAAGGCAGGGGGAGGGGAGGGCACUCUCAGCAAUUAGGUCGUGGACGUGGUGGUGGGGGCAGUGGCCGUGGCAGUGGACCUUCUUAUGGUGGCCCAUCUGGACCUCAAGCUCCCGAGCUGCACCAAGCUACCCCUGUUCCACAUCAUGCUGGGGUGACUCCUCAAAUUGCAACGUCUGAGGCCAGUUCCUCUUCCCGACAGUUUGAUCCCUCACAAGUGGAACAACAAAUGGGGCAGAUGACAAUUCAUUCAGAAUCUGUUUCUCCUGCCCCGCCCUCAAGCAAAUCAGUGCGGUUCCCUCUUAGGCCUGGAAAGGGUAGCUAUGGCACCAGGUGUAUGGUUAAGGCUAACCACUUCUUUGCAGAGUUACCCAAUAAAGAUUUGCACCAGUAUGAUGUCACUAUCACUCCAGAAGUGACAUCAAGGGUUGUCAAUCGUGCUGUUAUGGAGCAGCUGGUGAAGCUAUAUCGAGAGUCUCAUUUGGGUAAGAGACUUCCUGUAUAUGAUGGGCGCAAGAGCCUUUACACUGCGGGUCCUCUUCCUUUCAUUUCAAAGGAGUUCAGAAUCACUCUCCUUGACGAAGAUGAUGGAUCAGGAGGGCCAAGAAGAGAGAGGGAAUUCAAAGUUGUGAUAAAACUGGCUGCCCGGGCAGAUCUACAUCAUCUAGGACUCUUCCUGCAGGGAAGGCAGACUGAUGCUCCUCAAGAAGCUCUUCAGGUUCUUGACAUUGUGCUGCGUGAACUACCUACCACUAGGUAUUGUCCUGUGGCGAGGUCAUUUUAUUCACCAAAUCUGGGUAGGAGGCAACCAUUAGGCGAGGGAUUAGAAAGUUGGCGUGGUUUCUAUCAAAGUAUUCGUCCUACUCAGAUGGGAUUAUCUCUCAACAUCGAUAUGUCCUCGACUGCAUUUAUUGAACCAUUGCCGGUAAUAGAUUUUGUUACUCAGUUGCUCAAUCGGGAUGUCUCCUCCCGCCCAUUGUCUGAUGCUGAUCGUGUGAAGAUAAAGAAAGCACUUCGAGGUGUCAGAGUUGAAGUAACUCACCGUGGAAAUAUGAGAAGAAAAUAUCGCAUCUCUGGUCUGACUUCACAGGCAACGCGAGAGCUUACGUUUCCCGUUGAUGCAAGUGGAACAAUGAAGUCUGUUGUUGAUUAUUUUUCUGAAACAUAUGGAUUUGUCAUUCAACAUACCCAAUGGCCUUGCUUGCAAGUGGGCAAUGCGCAGAGACCAAACUAUCUGCCAAUGGAGGUUUGUAAGAUUGUAGAAGGUCAAAGGUACUCGAAGAGGUUGAAUGAAAAGCAGAUUACUGCUUUGCUCAAAGUCACAUGCCAGCGCCCGGUUGAAAGGGAGCGUGAUAUUAUGCAGACGGUUCAUCAUAAUGCUUACCGUGAUGAUCCUUAUGCCAAAGAGUUUGGGAUUAAAAUCAGUGAAAAGCUAGCUCAAGUUGAAGCUCGCAUCCUUCCUGCACCUUGGCUUAAAUACCAUGAUACAGGUAGAGAAAAGGAUUGUCUACCUCAAGUUGGCCAAUGGAAUAUGAUGAAUAAGAAAAUGGUCAAUGGGGGGACAGUCAACCACUGGAUCUGCAUCAACUUUUCCAGAAAUGUUCAAGACAGUGUUGCGAGUGGGUUUUGUUAUGAGCUUGCUCAAAUGUGUUGUAUAUCUGGCAUGGCAUUCAACUCUGAGCCAGUACUUCCCCCAUGUAGUGCCCGGCCUGACUUGGUGGAUAGGGUUCUGAAAACUCGGUAUCAUGAUGCAAAAGCCAGACUGAGGGGGAAGGAGCUUGAUCUUCUGAUUGUUAUUUUGCCCGAUAAUAACGGCUCUCUUUAUGGUGACCUGAAACGAAUAAGUGAGACAGAUCUUGGGGUUGUUUCUCAGUGCUGUUUGACUAAGCAUGUCUAUAAAAUGAGUAAGCAGUAUCUUGCAAAUGUUGCCUUGAAAAUCAAUGUAAAAGUAGGUGGAAGGAACACAGUGCUAGUUGAUGCACUUUCACGGCGUAUCCCUCUAGUCAGUGACCGACCAACAAUUAUUUUUGGUGCUGAUGUUACUCAUCCACAUCCUGGAGAGGAUUCAAGUCCAUCCAUUGCAGCUGUUGUGGCCUCUCAAGAUUGGCCUGAAAUCACGAAGUAUGCUGGUUUGGUGUGUGCUCAAGCUCAUCGACAGGAGCUCAUUCAAGACCUCUUCAAACAAUGGCAAGAUCCAGUAAGGGGAACAGUAACUGGUGGAAUGAUCAAGGAGCUUCUUAUAUCUUUCCGGAGGGCCACUGGGCAGAAGCCACAGCGCAUUAUAUUUUAUAGGGAUGGUGUGAGUGAGGGGCAGUUCUAUCAGGUUCUACUGUUUGAGCUUGAUGCUAUCCGCAAGGCAUGUGCGUCCCUGGAACCUAACUAUCAGCCUCCUGUCACAUUUGUGGUGGUUCAGAAGCGCCAUCAUACGAGGCUGUUUGCCAGCAACCAUCAUGACAGGAGUUUUGUUGACCGCAGUGGGAACAUAUUGCCUGGCACUGUUGUAGACUCUAAGAUUUGUCAUCCUACCGAGUUUGACUUCUAUCUUUGUAGCCAUGCUGGGAUCCAGGGAACAAGCCGGCCAGCUCAUUACCAUGUGCUAUGGGAUGAGAACAAUUUUACAGCUGAUGCACUGCAAUCAUUGACAAACAACCUUUGUUACACUUAUGCUAGAUGCACUCGUUCUGUUUCAAUUGUGCCGCCUGCGUAUUAUGCUCAUUUGGCUGCCUUCCGAGCUCGAUUUUAUAUGGAACCAGAGACGUCGGAGAGUGGGUCCAUGACCAGUGGUGCUGCUGCUGCACGUGGAGUUGGACCAGUGCGGGGCACUCGACUGCCUGGUGUUGCUGCUACCGUUCGGCCUCUUCCCGCUCUGAAGGAGAAUGUGAAGAGGGUUAUGUUCUAUUGUUAACCACCUGGAAGCGGCUUUGAUACAUUAUGUGUUGUCUUGAUCAUAUUUGGCAAAAUUAUUAAACAUCACCUCGUAUUGUUUUCACGAUUGAACUAUGUUGUUAUUGUAUUUCGAUGAACUGAGAAUUGACUGGCUUGUAUUCUAUUUAUUUUGGCUAGAGUCUGAGCUUAACGAGUUUGUGUGCUUCUAUAGCAGAUUGACAGAUAUCUCCGCAUGCAUUUAUAGCCAUUCCUUAAAAUCA